GCCCUCAGGUGCUAAAGUCCAACUGUAAAUCCUUUGCCUGCAGGACACAGCUUUGUGCUCUUAGUGUCACACACACCGCCUUGUUUGUACCUCUUGCGAACAUGCCAAGUGGUACAAUGCUAGGAAGGAAUUUGUAAAACAUUCCCAACUAUUCACAAUAUUUAAACCGAGAGGAGUGCACCUAGAAAGGAGUUUACAGGAUUCUUGGCUUGCUGCAUAGGUGAAGCUGCUAGUCUCAUCCCUGACAUGCUGCUACCUGCAGACACAGCAGAGCUUCCUGGUGCCAGAAACCUUGGGUGGGACAUCGAAUAGCAAGUGGAGGGCACUUUCCCGGCUCAUAACCUGCCCCCUUUGCUCCUCUUGUCCUCGUCACAGUUGGGUGGAGAUUAAGAAUCGCUGCUUACCUCAACUGUUUGUUCCUGUCCUCAAAGGAAUCCAGGUGGACGCACAGCGCAGAACGCAGGAAACAAAGUUCUUCAAAGGUCGCUAAGCUUUCCAAGAUGACUCACACAGCCGCUGUUGGGCCAGCAUCAUGGGAGCUUUGUGUGACUGUCGACCAACAGAAUGAGUCAGAAAAUCAAAGCGUCACAAUAAGAGUGUCUGGAGACCUUCAUAUAGGUGGAGUAAUGUUCAAACUGGUAGAACAAAUCGGUGUGUCCAGGGACUGGUCGGACUACGCACUAUGGUGGGAACAAAAAAACUGCUGGCUGCUGAAGACUCAUUGGACGCUGGACAAAUAUGGAGUACAAGCGAACGCAAAGCUUUUCUUCACUCCACAGCACAAGCUUCUACGUCUUCGACUGCCAAAUAUGAAAACCGUCAGACUUAAAGUCAGCUUCUCCUCCCUGGUGUUCAAAGCCGUUUCAGAAAUCUGUAAAACAUUGAAUAUUAGAAGACCUGAAGAACUUUCUUUGACAAAACCUCUGGAAGAUUUUGUAAGGAAGAAAAAGAAAAAAGAUGUCAAGGAAACAGUCCUGGAUGAAGUUAUAAACUUGGACAGUCAUACAAGUAACUCCGGAUCAUUAGGUAGUCCUGGAUUAUACAGCAAGACAAUGACCCCCAUGUACGAUCCAGUCAAUGGCACGCCGGCCUCUUCCACAAUCACGUGGUUCACUGAUAGUCCGCUGGCAGAUCAGAAUUGUAACAUCUUAGCCCUUAGCCAGCCAAUAUCUUCUCCAGAAAUCCUCAGUCAAAUGUAUCAGCCUCGUACACUGAUUGAUAAAUCAAGACUCAACACUGGGUGGCUGGAUUCAUCUAGGUCUCUUAUGGAACAAGGCAUCCAAGAAGAUGAGCUACUUUUGCUGAGAUUCAAGUAUUACUGCUUCUUUGAUCUGAACCCAAAGUAUGACGCUGUCCGCAUAAACCAGCUGUUUGAACAAGCGCGAUGGGCUAUCCUCCUGGGAGAAAUUGACUGUACUGAGGAGGAAAUGUUAAUGUUUGCAGCACUACAAUAUCACAUCAGAAAAUUAUCAUUAUCAGGGGAGUCAGUUGAGUUAACGACAGAUGGAGAAACAGAUGAAAUUGAAGCAGCUCUUUCUAAUCUAGAAGUAGCUCUGGAAGGAGGAAAAUCCAACAAAAUUUUGGAGGAUAUUACAGACAUUCCAAAACUUGCAGAUAAUCUUAAACUUUUCAGACCGAAAAAGCUUACACUCAAAGCAUACAAGCAGUAUUGGUUUGUUUUUAGAGAUACAUCAAUAUCUUAUUUUAAGAAUAAAGAAGCUUCUCAUGGAGAACCUGUGGAAAAGCUAAACCUGAGAGGCUGUGAAGUUGUACCAGAUGUCAAUGUCUCACAGAGAAGAUUUGGGAUAAAACUCUUAAUACCAUUUGCAGAAGGGAUGAAUGAAAUACACCUCAGAUGUGAUAAUGAAUCCCAGUAUUCUAAAUGGAUGGCGGCUUGCAUUUUGGCAUCAAAGGGCAAGACAAUGGCCGACAGCUCGUAUCGAUCAGAAGUACAAAGUAUCCUCUCAUUUCUGAGGCUCAAAAACACAAACACUACAACUCAAAUAAAUACCAACAUAGAAAAUGUGGACAUCAAACCAGAGUGUUUUGUAUCACCGAAAUAUGCAAAGAAAUACAAAACUAAACAGUUAGCUUCCCGCAUUUUGGAGGCACAACAGAACAUAUCACAGAUGCCCCUUGUUGAAGCCAAAAUGAGGUUCAUUCAGGCAUGGCAGUCACUUCCUGAAUUUGGCAUAGCCUACUACAUUGUCAGAUUUAGAGAUGCCAAGAAAGAGGAGUUGCUUGGAGUUUCUUACAAUAGACUGAUCAGAAUAGACAUUGCCACUGGAGACACAAUGACGACUUGGAGAUUUGCGAAUAUGAAACAAUGGAAUGUCAACUGGGAAAUACAACAGGUUGCGAUGGAGUUUGACCCCAACAUUGCUGCGGCAUUCACAUGUCAGAGCGCAAGCUGCAAAGUUGUUCAUGAAUACAUCGGAGGCUACAUCUUUCUUUCUACUCGUUCCAAAGACCAGAAUGAAACUCUGGAUGAAGAACUUUUUCACAAACUCACCGGAGGCCAAGAAUGAUUAUCAAGUGUGUGUGUGUAUGUGUGUAUCUAUGCGUGUGUUCGUGUGUAUGUAUGUGUGUAUCUAUGUGUGUGUAUGUGUGUAUCUAUGCGUGUGCUCGUGUGUAUGUAUGUGUGUAUCUAUGUGUGUGCUUGUGUUUGUGUGUGUUGGUACAUGUGUAAUUAUAUGACUUUUGGGCAAAUCAAUAUUUCUAUAAAUAUCAGACUUAGUGUAUAAGACUAUUAUAAAGUUCUACAUACUGUAGCUACCAAAAACGUUAUAGACUCAUGACGUAACAUGGCAUCAUGGCUUCUACAUGUCCAGUUAUGACCUAAAAAUAUUGAACUACCUUACUAUUAGUAUGUUGUACAUAUGAACAGCCAUAAUAAUAAAACCCUUAUUUGCAUUUAAUGGCAUAUUUCAAUCAUUUGUCCUGGUGUUACUUUUCUUGCCCAUCUUCAAUA
Hyla sarda is the source of this 2971-nucleotide messenger RNA. RefSeq names its product FERM domain containing kindlin 1 (gene FERMT1). The transcript has 15 exons. Bases 501 to 2528 code for a protein of 675 amino acids. The record is from RefSeq and is a predicted model, not a curated record. Gene Ontology annotation, biological process: cell-matrix adhesion; integrin-mediated signaling pathway. Lineage: Eukaryota; Metazoa; Chordata; Amphibia; Anura; Hylidae. Gene Ontology annotation, cellular component: focal adhesion. Gene Ontology annotation, molecular function: integrin binding.